This is a messenger RNA of Pseudophryne corroboree (corroboree frog), 2389 nucleotides long. Its product is annotated as zinc finger matrin-type protein 1-like. The transcript has 7 exons. The coding region runs from base 93 to 1760 and encodes 555 amino acids. The record is from RefSeq and is a predicted model, not a curated record. Gene Ontology annotation, molecular function: nucleic acid binding; zinc ion binding. NCBI's taxonomy places the organism in Eukaryota, Metazoa, Chordata, Amphibia, Anura, Myobatrachidae.
CGCCGGGAAUAAGCUGCACCGGUCUCAGCGAGCUGCGACGCGCACGUCAUAGGUGACGUCAACGUCCCCGCCUCCCUAGGAGGGUGGGGGAGAUGAGUGCCGCCUGUAACAUGGCGUCGGAGGGUGCGAUCAUCCCGCAGCUAGCGGAGAGUAUAACACAGAGCAGCAGCCCCUCCGCAGCCCCCUGUAGCGUGCCCAUGGCGGGGGGUAACAUUAGUAAUAGUGCCCUCAAUACCAUCCCCUGCCUGACAGAAGUUGUACUGGAUGAGAAAACCAAAAAGGAGCUCUUUACGGACACCUUCUGCCGGGUGUGUGGGGCCGUCUUGCAGUUUGAAUCCCACAAAAAUGCACAUUAUGAGGGCAAGAAACAUGCGCAGAAAGUCCGCCUGUAUUUCCUUAAACAAGAGCUGGAUGAGAUGGCGUUUAAAAAAAAGCAAGUGGAUCGUGUGGAGCGACGCAUAGCGCGUGACAAGAACAAGUUCUGUAGCCUCUGCAACAUGGUGUUCAGCUCUCCGGUUGUCGCCCAAUCGCAUUACGUGGGGAAGAUCCACGCCAAGAAGCUGAAGCAGGUGUCCGGGGAGCAAUCGGUGUCAGAAGCGGAGGAUGUCUCAUCGGAGCAUGCUGCAUCGGAUCACAACUCAUCGGAACCUCAGCAAGAAACAGCGGUUCCACCAGUCGAAGAGCCCGAUGCUGUAGCGUCACCACUCUCCGAGAAGUCCAACCAGCAGGAAGUGAGUGCAGAGCAGCCACCGCCCCACUCUGCUGAUAACGAGGUCGACCUCAGUGACCCAAACAAGUACUGCAAGCUUUGCUGCGCCUCUUUCAAUAAUCCGCUUGUGGCCCAGCAGCAUUAUAAUGGGAAAAAGCACACUCGCAACGAGGCGCGCAGGAGAAUGAUGGAAGAGAUCGAGGAUACCGAUGAUGACAUGGACUCUGCGGUGAGCGAUGGGAUGUACACGUGUCCGAUCUGUAGCAUCUCCCUUACCUCAAUAGAGAUGUACCAGUCUCACAUGCAAGGGAACAAGCAUCAAAUCAAAAAGAACAUGGUGGCUAAUUUGAUGAACACGUCAAAGAAGACAUUUGCCUCUUUCCAAGAGGAGUUAGAAGAUUAUAUAAGAGUUCAGCGGGCAAGAGGUCUUGAACCCAAAACUAUGUUACGGCAAGAAAGGGAUCACUAUGACAGCUGUGAGGAUGUAGACCCUGCGCCGGUUCAUCCGAAAGCUCACCCUUACAAGUAUUUUCCUCACCAUCCUGCGUCCUACCCAGUAUAUCAUUCCCCUCAUCCGGCAGAUCCCAGAGGGGCCGGCUGGGAAAAGGGUUGUUGGCCUCAAAAGCCGAUGAUGAGAACAACCGGCAAAUCCGGUCCACACAGAAAGCGCCCUCCUUCUAGCCCAGACUCCAGCAACUAUUCCUCCUCCUCUUCCUCCUCCUCAGAUGAAAGCAGCAACUCCUACAAAAAGGAGAGACGGCACAAAAGAGAACACAGAAACAAACACCACAGCAAACAGAGAAGAGAAAACGAGAGCAGCGAGCGCAAGAAGAGGAAAAUCGAGGACCUCAACUCAGGAAAAGACAACAGCGACAAGGAAAGGAAAGCCGAAGAGAGUCCAGCUGACAAGGUGAAACAACGGAAGGACAAGAAAAAGAAAGAGGAACAGGCUGCCGAGAAAGACGCCAAAAAACACAAAAAGACAAGAAAACCGGAGGACCAAAGAACAGAAGAGGAGUUGUUGUGGGACGAAUCCAUACUGGGAUUCUAAAAAUAAAACCCCUAGAUAAAUAUGUUACAGAAUAAAGAUAUAUAUAGAGAGAGGGUCAUGUAUUGACUAGAAGUCGCUUCUCCAACUGUGGACAAGGGGAAGCAGUCCGCAGCCCAUCCUUUAUAACGUAUUUUGUCUCGCAUAGAGUACAGUCUAAUUUAUUUCUAAUUCUUUGUUUAACAAGCAGUGUCCCACUUCUAGGACUUCUUUUUGUCCCCAACAAACUGGUAUUUACAUGAUACUACACUUUACACUUUGUUAAGGCUCAUACCUAUCUGCUGCUACACAGGGGAUUUAUACAUUUGUGAUGUUCUUAUGAAGUAAAUGAGCUACUUUUUCUAUCAGUAAAAAGAGCCAUCUGAAAUUUGGUUUUGUCACAUUAUGGAUUUUUUUUUUUCCAUACUAUUGUUUAUCCUUUUUUUUUUUUUUUUUUUUCACGAGUGAUGCCGUGUUUUGUUGGAACAGAUUUCAGUCUGUAGGUAACUUUUGCUAUGAAUAUGGGCUGUUCACCUGUUAUUUGAUCCCUGUGAAACGUGAGAUUGCUUCUUAGUUACAAAAAUGCUGGAAAAAAAAAAAUACUUUAAACGGUAAUUAACCAAAACGAUUAAAAACAAAUUCUGUUUAAUGUG